Agrilus planipennis (emerald ash borer) is the source of this 1203-nucleotide messenger RNA. Its product is annotated as elongation of very long chain fatty acids protein 7-like. Bases 128 to 985 code for a protein of 285 amino acids. The record is from RefSeq and is a predicted model, not a curated record. Gene Ontology annotation, biological process: fatty acid elongation, monounsaturated fatty acid; fatty acid elongation, polyunsaturated fatty acid; very long-chain fatty acid biosynthetic process. The transcript is spliced from 5 exons. Gene Ontology annotation, cellular component: endoplasmic reticulum membrane. Gene Ontology annotation, molecular function: fatty acid elongase activity. Lineage: Eukaryota; Metazoa; Arthropoda; Insecta; Coleoptera; Buprestidae.
UGGCGUCAGUUAGUUAGUUAAAUGACCUGAUAAAGACAAGCCCUGUACGUGCCGUUGUCUCACUAGAAACAUUUCAACAAAUUUUUUUUGAUCUUAGUUUUUACUGUAGGGCACACACAUUCUCAAAAUGUCACAAUUAUUUAAAAAACUCGCUAGUGGCUAUCACCAUCUAUUUUACGAAUUAGCAGAUCCUAGGGUGGAACCGUUCUUCCUGAUGUCAUCGCCGAUCCCUGUGGCAAUCAUUGUAGCGUUUUACAUCUAUUUCGUCUUCAAAUUAGGGCCUCGAUUAAUGAAAAAUAGACCACCUUUCGACUUAGAAAAAGUAUUAAUCAUAUACAAUAUUGUUCAGAUAAUACUGUGCGGGUAUCUCGUUAUACAGUUUGUACGCCACCUAUUAUUUACAUAUAGUUUCAUAUGCGAGCCAAUAAGUUAUUCAACGGACGAAAUGUCAAUUUUCGUUGCAAGACACGUGUGGCUGUAUUUCAUUAUAAAAGUAAUAGACCUGCUAGAUACGGUAUUUUUUGUCUUACGAAAAAAGAACAAUCAGAUCUCGUUUCUACACGUAUACCACCACACAGGAAUGGUACUGCUGGGUUGGGCGGGCACCAAGUACAUAGCCGGCGGACACGGAGUUUUCGUUGGUUUCCUUAAUUCAAUCGUUCACGUUGUAAUGUACUUCUACUAUCUGUUGAGCGCAUGGAAUAAGGAAUACAAAAAAAGUUUAUGGUGGAAAAAGUAUUUAACUCAGAUGCAAAUCGUGCAAUUUUUUAUUAUGAUCCUCUACUUCGGCCAAUUACUAUUUCAACCAAAUUGUACUUACCCCAAAUGGACCGUAUGGGUGUUUGUACCACAGAACGUCUUCAUGAUCGUCCUCUUUCUCGACUUCUACAUCAAAUCGUACGUUAAACCUAAAAAGAACCAUGAAAUGUCAUCUAUGCUAGCUCGGGAAGCAGCGAAAACAACUGAUUUGUCCAAAUUCGAUUAAAUUAAUUUUAUUUACGAAACAAUAUUUUUUUGUAAUAAAAAAAAGUUUCAAACGAUUUUGUAACUGUAGAAGUCUUUACAAAAGUUAAAAAAUGUUCAUCAUACAAGUGCAGGUAUAUAGCUAAAACUGUAUACUGUAAGAAUUCAUAAGUACUUAAUGUAAAUCAUAAUUUGUAAUUGUGAGUUAUUUCUUUUUUAAAUAAAUCUUACAUUUAUUAA